AUGGUACUAGUGGCACUAACCGAGUUCCCCGAGGUCGAUGCCGUGUACCCGCUCGUGUUUGUCAUCUAUGCUGGGCUCAUUGGUGGCAUUCUCCUAAUGGUGGCGGUGCCGCAAGUCCACCAGCUUCUCCUUUAUGGCAAGUGCGGCACUAACCGCCUUGAUACCAAACAAUUCCGCCUUACCAGCUGGUGGAGCCGAUUAACGGUUCCCAAACUGAGUUUUACCCAUUACUACGUUAGUCUCUUUGGCUAUUGUUCAGCUAUUUGGUGGACCCAACGAUGGUGGCAGCCUCAGACGAUCACCCUAUACGACCACGAUUAUUCCGAUGGGUUUAGGUGUAUCACCAUUGUGUUUCGAUUAAUGUGGUUUCAUCUGAUACGGAGAGUGCUCGAAUGCUUCUUGAUCACCAAGUUCUCGCCCACAUCACGGAUGAACGUGGCCCACUAUUUGCUUGGAAUGCUCCAUUACCUUCUAUUGGCAGUGCACACCGCCUGCAGUUUGACGCUGCUACGUCCCUAUGCUAACCAAGCUAACAUGACCCCAACCACGUCGGAGUACGUGCUCAUUGGCUUGUUUGUGCUUGCAUCACUCAAUCAGUGCUGGUGCCACUGGCACUUGGCGCUGCUUGUCAAGUACUCAAUCCCUAAGUUCUGGUACACUACCAGUGCCCACUACACUAAUGAGAUUGAGCUUUACGUUAUCUGGUUUAUCCUCGCAGUGAAACUGGCGGUUCCCACGCCCUAUAUCUGGGCGAACUAUGCCAUAAUUGCAACUUUCGUCACCGUGAAUCUUCUGGUGUCGCUGCUCCAGACAUACCGUUACUACCGCGAGAAAUUCGGUCCUGAUCUCGGUCUCCAGUAUGCGAUUAUCCCUGGGUUUUUGUGA
Messenger RNA from Diutina rugosa, 885 nucleotides. It is a transcript of the gene DFG10, whose product is annotated as putative polyprenol reductase. Gene Ontology annotation, cellular component: endoplasmic reticulum. Gene Ontology annotation, molecular function: 3-oxo-5-alpha-steroid 4-dehydrogenase activity. Gene Ontology annotation, biological process: dolichol-linked oligosaccharide biosynthetic process; polyprenol catabolic process. The coding region runs from base 1 to 885 and encodes 294 amino acids. The transcript has a single exon. NCBI's taxonomy places the organism in Eukaryota, Fungi, Ascomycota, Pichiomycetes, Serinales, Debaryomycetaceae. The record is from RefSeq and is a predicted model, not a curated record.